CCGGCGCGCCGCAAUGGGGAGCGGACGUGUCUGCUCCGCCGUCGCGUCCCUCCUGCUACUCUAUCAUCUGGCCGUGGCCGCCGCGCAGGGCGCCUCUUCCUGGAAGACGCUUAGCGGCAAGGCGCCGGCGAUCAUAGCCAAGGGCGGAUUCUCAGGCCUGUUCCCCGACUCCAGCGAGUUCGCCUAUCAGUUCGCCAUGAUCGCUAGCUCGCCUGAUACCGUCCUCUACUGCGAUGUCCGGCUCACCAAGGAUGGCCUCGGCGUCUGCCUGCCGGACAUCAAGAUGGACAACUGCACCAACAUUGCAGAUUUCUAUGCUGAUGGUAAGAAGAGCUACCUUGUGAACGGCGAGUCGAUGACGGGAUGGUUCUCCGUCGACUACAAUGGCACCGAGCUCUCGCAAGUGUCUUUGAAGCAGGCAAUCUAUUCUCGCACCUUCAGGUUUGAUCCAAGCUUCUUUCCGUUGCUUGCUGUUGAAGAUGUGGCAUCCAAGUUCAACCCUCCUGGAAUGUGGCUCAAUGUCCAGCAUGACGGUUUCUACAGCCAGUUCAACAUGAGCAUGAGGAGAUACAUCAUUUCCGUAUCGAAGCGUGUUAUUGUUGACUAUAUCUCAUCGCCCGAGGCGAGCUUCCUCACCAGCCUCAGCGGGAGGAUUAGCAACACAACAAAGCUCCUGUACCGCUUUCUUGAUGAGACCGCCAUCGACCCAUCUACGAACCUGACCUAUGGUUCCAUGCUGGCAAAUCUUACAUUAGUCAAGACGUUUGCAUCUGGGAUACUUGUUCCAAAGACGUUUAUCUGGCCUGUUUCACCAGAUAAUUAUCUGCUACCAUACACUUCUAUCGUCGAUGAUGCUCAUAAAGCAGGCCUCGAAGUUUAUGCUGCUGAUUUUGCGAAUGACCUGAAGCUCAGUUAUAACUACAGUUAUGAUCCAUUAGCAGAAUCUCUCUCCUUCAUUGAUAAUGGUGCCUUUUCUGUUGAUGGCAUGUUGACUGAUUUCCCGGUUACGCCUUCAGAGGCCAUUGGCUGUUUUACAAAUUUAAACAAAAGCAACACAGAUCAUGGGAAACCUCUAAUUAUUUCCCACAAUGGUGCUAGUGGAGAUUACCCAGGCUGCACUGAUCUAGCUUAUCAGAAAGCAGUUGACGAUGGUGCAGAUGUCAUUGAUUGCCCUGUUCAAGUGACCAAAGAUGGCAUACCAGUAUGCAUGGGUUCCAUUAACUUAAUGGAUGGUACCAAUGUUGCAAAAUCAUCAUUUGCGUCCCAGAUAGCAGUAAUGAAAAAUAUUCAGAGUGUGCUUGGAGUCUUUACUUUCAACCUCACUUGGGAUGAGAUCGUGAAAAAUCUACAACCAAAAAUAUCUACCCCAUUUAGCACCUUCACUUUGGACAGAAAUCCGAGGUAUAUGAAUGCAGGAAAUUUCAUGAGAUUAUCAGACUUUCUGAAUUUCUCUAAAGAUAAGGAUUUAUCUGGAAUCAUGAUUAGCGUAGAGUAUGCUGCUUUCAUGGCAGAGGAGCUCGGAUUUGACAUGGUUGAUGCAGUUAUCAAAGCGCUCGACGAUUCAGGUUACAACAACCAAACUGCCCAGAAAGUUAUGAUUCAGUCAACCAACAGCUCGGUUCUGGAGAAGUUCAAGGAGCAAACAAAGUACGAUCUUGUUUACAUGGUCAAUGAGGAUAUCAGUGGUGUCGCAUCUUCCUCCCUCGACGACAUCAAAACGUUUGCUAAUGCCGUAUCUGUCGAAACCGGCUCUGUUUUCCCUGAGAACCACCAGUUCACGACACACUCCACAGAUAUUGUCCAGUCCCUGCAGGCCGCUGGUCUCUCGGUCUACGCCUAUACUCUCAUGAACGAGUUUGUUUCUCAGCCGUACGACUUCUUCUCAGACCCGACUGCACAGAUCAAUGCAUAUGUCCGGGGCAUGGGAGUGGAUGGGCUGAUUACUGAUUACCCUGCAACAGCACGGAGAUACAAAUCGAACAAGUGCAUGAACAUGGGGAAGAAAACACCAACCUUCAUGUCCCCUGCUCGUCCUGGCGAUCUUCUGCAGAUCAUCAGUAAACCAGCGCAGCCACCAGCAUUGGCCCCGAUGCCGCUUCUGACGGAAUCUGAUGUGUCGGAGCCACCCCUACCUGCCGCCAGAUUGAACAAUGCUAGUACAGCUCCAGCACCUUCCUUCGCGUGCAAGAUGCAGAAUCCUAUCCCAAUCCUUGUCACAUUGGCAACGCUUUGCGCCUCCGUCCUGCUCUGAGAUCGCGAGGCGACACGCCACGCUAGAGAUGAGCAACCGCGGAUCUACUAAUCCGAUGUUUUGUUCAUUUUUUUCCUUGGGUGAUUAAUUGGUUCUUCUGUAAUUUUUUGCGGUGUGGGGUUGUCCCUAUGACACUUGUCCCUAGUGAUUAUGAGUACAUAUGUGUUGGAAUAUAUUGUCCUGGACCGAGUGUUAGAUGGUGCAGUUCUCCACAAUCUGAAUUUCUGAGGCA
Molecule: messenger RNA, 2483 nt
Organism: Lolium rigidum
Lineage: Eukaryota; Viridiplantae; Streptophyta; Magnoliopsida; Poales; Poaceae
Product: glycerophosphodiester phosphodiesterase GDPDL4-like
Exons: 9
Coding region: 14-2251 (745 amino acids)
Biological process (GO): lipid metabolic process
Molecular function (GO): glycerophosphodiester phosphodiesterase activity
Source: RefSeq, a predicted model, not a curated record